Messenger RNA from Penicillium antarcticum, 2277 nucleotides. RefSeq lists its product as uncharacterized. Lineage: Eukaryota; Fungi; Ascomycota; Eurotiomycetes; Eurotiales; Aspergillaceae. Bases 1 to 2277 code for a protein of 758 amino acids. The transcript is spliced from 3 exons. The record is from RefSeq and is a predicted model, not a curated record.
AUGUACUCUCAUCUCCCAGCCCAGGGUACCACCGCCACGAUCGCCCACUGCAAGGCGCAAGAUCUAGCUAUCGUUGAUCGUCUUAUUGAGCCUCAAACCAUCGUACACUUCUUGGAAUUUGCUCUUGGUCAAGGCCCACUUCCAAAUGGCACUCAACCAACUGUGAUUCGCAUGAAACCAGAAGAAAUCUCUUCUAUUCAGACCAACUUCCCCCCUGGAUCAAAUGGCCACUCCAUCCUCGAUCGCGUUAUGACGCGAAUCGGGUCCGAGGAAGAUGGAAAACGCCUGUGCCUGAUCGGCAAGAACAUCCAAUUCCUGAAGAGGCGGCUAUGGGAGGGCGUCAUCCCCAUGACCCAACAGCGAUGGCAAGAAAAGCAGCUCGACCAGCCAGAGCAUUUUGAUUUCGCCUGUCAGCACCUCAGUGCUGUCAUCGCUGUGUUUCAAUAUCUGAAUGAGCCAACAGUCAGAAACUAUCUCUGCAGCACGUUCAACUUGAUCUAUGACCAUUGGACCGAGUUGGAUACUUUGCUCAAUCAAGCUAGAGCAGAGAAGGGCGAGGAGCGCAUCAACGUCGCUGCUCUCUGGACAAUGUACAUGGCCGCGCUGUUUGAGAUGAUGACUGAGCGGGCUCACAGAUGGGUGAUAGUAAACGUGAAUGCUCUGCGCACUCCCCUCAUGAAUACCCUGAUUGAAUAUCGCCCAGUGGACGAAAGCGCUGGUCCGGAUCAAUUUCAAUGGAAACUCACCGAUUCUCUUCAUAUGCUGUCGCAGAUCGGCGCAGAUGCAGAUUACACCAUCAUGAUUCCCAUGGAUGGAUUCAAGGGAUACACCAUUCCUAAGCGGACUGGUCCAAAGGGCCUGCUUACUGAGGACUGUUACAAGCGGGGAAAGGCAUACCACGAUCGCUUGAAGCUCCUUACUCGUGAGUACAUAUAUAGAGGAAUUGUGGAAUCAAAUUCCUCGGGUCUUGGAGGACAUCGCAGAGAGAAUUCUGGGAGGUCAUACCAUGAGUCAGGCGUGGCUCAGAUCCAGGGUCAGGCCCAAUUGAGAUUAGAAACGCGUGGGCCGCCAGUUGAGCCUAUCCCACGGGAGCCAUGGAUUACAUCUAGCGAGAAGAUGAUUAAGGCGUCAUUGGAGAAGAACAAAGAUGAAAAAUUCGGGAUGGCUGUUUACCGGCUGACCUAUGGUCAGACUGAGGCUGAAUGGACGGCAUUUGUCAAGAAGCUGGAUGCACACGUCUCUGACUGGGGAAAAGGUCAGACUGGUAGCAGUGCUAUCAAGCCAAAUCUUAAACUUCACUGGUUUGAUGGAAAUGAUCUUGGUAUUCCUGAAAACGAUAUCGAUGCAGCCAAAAAACACUUUAACAGCACAAUGAACAAAGACGAGGACCCCGAAAACCCACAGCUACAGACGAGAGCCUUCUUUGCCAUUGACUCGGCGUCCUAUGCUUCAUAUGUCACCAAUUUGUACGGCCCCUCAACACCAACGGUCAUUCCAGGUGACUUCACAGGAUUCCUUCUCGCAGUUGACCCCGACUUCGAUCCAGAAGAUGGCAUCGAGCGUCCAGACGAAUCACCAGAGUACAUUGGUCAAAUGCGUGUUCUAGGUAGCCUCAUCUGGAGCGAUCUGUACUCAUUGUUCUCAGCCCAGGCAGUCCAACUCGAAGACUUCUGGCCACUGGCAAUGGAACAUCCCAAUCAGGUGUACGUCGGGCCGACAGUACCAUGGCAGCUAUACGGCUGGAGACACCAGAGUCAAAUGCGUUGGCUGUUGAUACGAGAGCUAGUGAACGACUGGAAACGCAAGAUGGGACAACAACCAGAAUUGCCUCAUCCGCCGGUACCAGUACAGGAAACAGAACCGACGGCCGUGCCUUUUCCACACGCUCCAGUACCAGAACCAGCAUCAACAACAGCAGUCCCACCAACAUCAGUACCGGAGCCACAGCAACCAGAAUUACCCAGACCUAACCAGAACAAUAUUCCUGUUUCGCUAGAAGCGGCAAAUCCACCCGAAGAAAAUCCUCACGUUGAUACCGCCCUUCGUUCAUAUAUGCUGAACGAUUUCCGGAGAUACCUGCGUGCCAAUGGUCAGGAUGUUCAGGCAGCUAUGGCUACUGAACUGCUCAGUCUACAACCUGGUGAGCAGCCAGACGGGGAGCGUAUGCGACGGCUGGCGGAUGAAGAACAGCAGCGACAGGAACAGCGGAGGAGAGAUGGACUACCUCCAAAUGAUGAGGAUCGUGGGGAGUAUCAGCCUGAAUGUCCGUUGCAGUAG